This is a messenger RNA of Astyanax mexicanus (Mexican tetra), 5585 nucleotides long. RefSeq names its product BR serine/threonine kinase 2a (gene brsk2a). Gene Ontology annotation, biological process: intracellular signal transduction; protein phosphorylation; microtubule cytoskeleton organization. Gene Ontology annotation, cellular component: cytoplasm. The record is from RefSeq and is a predicted model, not a curated record. The transcript has 20 exons. Gene Ontology annotation, molecular function: protein serine/threonine kinase activity; ATP binding; tau-protein kinase activity. NCBI's taxonomy places the organism in Eukaryota, Metazoa, Chordata, Actinopteri, Characiformes, Acestrorhamphidae. The coding region runs from base 379 to 3084 and encodes 901 amino acids.
CAGGCAGCGCCACUCGGGCUGGAGGGAAGCCGCGCUGCUCCUCGCUCCACGAUGCUCCUCGGAUCAUAAACACUGCGCUCACCUGCUCCACAGGACAGGAGGCACCACCACCACCACCACCACCACGACCACCGCAACUCUGCACUGCUGCGCUCACUGCCUCUCCGCUCAGGAGAAAGAGAGAGAGAGAGAGAGAUUAAAACACAGAAAUAGAGAGAGAGAAAGAUAGAAAGAGAGACAGAGAGAGAGAGUAAGCGAGUCACAGGCGAAGGGGAUUGUGGAAUAGACCAAAGCCUCCAGUCCUCCCUCCUCCAGUUUAAGAGGAUUGCGCUGCUCUCCUGCUAACGACGCUCUCACCGCAGACAUCCCACCGUCACGAUGUCCUCGUGUGGGAAGGAAAACAGCACUGCCCUGCACGCCAGUUACGUGGGACCGUACCGCUUGGAGAAGACCCUCGGGAAAGGGCAGACAGGUUUGGUGAAGCUCGGGGUGCACUGCGUAACAUGUCAGAAAGUCGCCAUAAAGAUAGUCAACCGGGAGAAGCUCAGCGAGUCGGUUUUAAUGAAGGUGGAGCGAGAAAUCGCUAUUCUCAAGCUAAUAGAACACCCACACGUUUUAAAGUUGCACGAUGUCUACGAAAAUAAGAAAUAUUUGUAUCUGGUUUUAGAGCACGUGUCCGGGGGAGAAUUGUUUGACUAUUUGGUGAAAAAAGGAAGGUUAACACCCAAAGAGGCGCGCAAGUUCUUCAGACAGAUCAUGUCAGCUCUGGAUUUCUGCCACAGUCACUCCAUAUGCCACAGGGACCUGAAGCCUGAGAACCUGCUGCUAGAUGAGAAGAACAAUAUUAGGAUAGCAGACUUCGGUAUGGCCUCUCUGCAGGUUGGAGACAGCCUCCUGGAGACCAGCUGUGGGUCACCUCACUACGCCUGUCCUGAGGUCAUCCGGGGGGAGAAAUAUGAUGGGAGGAAAGCAGACGUAUGGAGCUGUGGGGUCAUUCUCUUUGCUCUGUUGGUGGGGGCUCUGCCAUUUGAUGACGAUAAUUUACGGAACUUGUUAGAAAAAGUGAAGUUGGGUGUGUUCCACAUGCCACACUUCAUUCCCCCAGACUGCCAGAACCUCCUACGAGGGAUGAUAGAGGUGGAUGCCAGCAAACGACUAACGUUAGAACAGAUCCAGAAGCACACGUGGUACAUUGGAGGGAAGAAUGAGCCUGAGCCUGAGCAGCCUGUGCCCAGGAAAGUGGCCAUCAGGAGUCUGCCGUCAGCCGACGACAUCGACCCGGAUGUUCUGGAGAGCAUGCACUCGCUCGGCUGCUUCCGGGACAAGAACAAGCUGAUGAAGGACCUGCUGUCAGACGAUGACAACCAGGAGAAGAUGAUCUAUUUCCUCCUGCUGGACCGGAAGGAGAGGUACCCCAGCCAUGAAGACCAAAACCUCCCCCCGCGCAAUGAUAUAGAUCCCCCAAGGAAGCGAGUAGACUCCCCCAUGUUGAACCGGCACGGGAAGAGGAGGCCGGAGCGUAAGUCUAUGGAGGUGUUGAGUGUGACGGACGGCGGAUCACCUGUUCCAGCACGGAGAGCCAUCGACAUGACACAACACGGACAGAGUAAAACAGUGUUCAGUAAAAGCUUGGAUAUCACUGAGGCCCACCCCAGGUGCAGCAAAGAGGAAAGAUCACGCUCAAUCAGCGGGGCUUCUUCAGGCCUUUCCACAAGUCCACUAAGCAGUCCACGGCCGGGUCGGAAGUUCUUUGUACCCCCACAGACAUCUGAAUUUUCCCUAUCGCCCAACACUAGUCCCCUUGAUUCCCCAGAACAGCCCUGUGCUAACCAAAUUGAGGCUCAUACACCAACGCCCAACUCAUUGUCCCCAAAUUCAGCAUCCAUGUCGCUCCUGGGUCCGUGCCCCAAGACCCAGACUCUUCCAGCCAAGCCUAAAGUUUCCGAUAAGCCCUUACACGCCACUAGAUCUAACCCAUUACCAGACACUGAGCCCCAGCCCAUUUCUGCAGCACGCUCAGAGCCUUCCACCCCAUCCCAGCCGCAGCCGCCUCCCAUUCCCGGCAGCCCUUUGGUGCGCCGGGUCACCCCCAUUAUCACCGCCCCUCCUCAACUCUCAGUGCCCUUCACACCCAUCACGCCUCUCGCUCCAAUCCGCCUACACCACUUCCACCCUGUACCCGGCUCUGACCACAGCACCAAAUCUAUCCCCACCAUACAGGUGACCCCCCACCCCUCCCCCAGGGGCAGUCCUCUCCCCACCCCCAAAGGGACACCCGUCCACACGCCCAAGGAGAGCCCGGCGGGUACUCCAACCCCGACACCUCCUCCAAGCCCCUCCAUCGGGGGAAUGCCCUGGAGGACACGCCUCAACUCCAUCAAGAACAGCUUCCUGGGCUCGCCGCGCUUCCACCGCAGGAAACUGCAAGUUCCUACCCAAGAGGAGAUGUCCAGCCUCACACCAGAGUCUUCCCCAGAACUUGCCAAAAAGUCAUGGUUUGGUAAUUUUAUCAACCUGGAGAAAGAGGAGCAGAUCUUCGUGGUGAUCAAGGACAAGCCUCUGAGCUCCAUCAAAGCCGACAUAGUGCAAGCCUUUCUGUCGAUUCCGAGUCUCAGUCACAGUGUGAUAUCUCAGACGAGUUUUCGGGCGGAGUAUAAGUCCACAGCAGGCCCCACCGUCUUCCAGAAGCCUGUGAAGUUCCAGGUGGACAUCACCUACACAGAGAGCAGCACAGCCACCAAGGAGAACGGCAUCUACUCCGUCACCUUCACCCUGCUCUCAGGUCCAAGUCGGCGCUUCAAGCGAGUGGUGGAGACGAUCCAGACACAGUUGUUAAGCACGCACGACCAGCCCGGAGUCCAGCAGCUGGCCGGCAGCCCAUUGAGUAACUUCUUUGACGUAAUUAAACAACUUUUUUCAGACGAGAAGAACGGCCAGGUGCCCCACCCACCUGGCACGCCCAACCGACACGCGCCUAACGCCCGGCGGCACGAGCCCGACCCUAGUGACUCUAAGUGCCCAGCGGGCAAUGCCAGGGACAGUCCCCGGAUGGUGGCCUCUGUUGGAACACAGGAGCAGCCCUAGAGAAGAUUUCUGUUGUAGAUCUGUAGAUUGAGCUAUUUCCUUUUUUUUGUUUUAUUUUUUCUUUUCUUUUUUUUUCUUUUGUUCAACCUUAGUAUAAGAAUAUCUAACUGAUGUACUGUAUGAACUGUCAGCAGUGAUGUAAAUAACCGAAUAGACUUUUGUAAUGAUGGAACGACUGUAUAAAAAAAACACACAUAUGAAGAGGAGUUUUACAUAGUAGAGCAUACGCCCUCCCCCUGCUCUGUCCAUCCAUCCGCCAACCCAACCCAGCCCAGCUCAGUCUAAUCCCCCACACUUCCACCCACUCAAUCACCCACCCAUUGUCUGUCAUUUGUGGCAAAGCCGCUUUUUUUCCUGUUGUAUCCACUCUUUUUUCCUUCCUUCCUUCCUUCCUUGCUUCCUUUUUCCUCCCUCACCUGUGUAAUGACUUGUUUCUGCUGCCAGGAAUUAUCCAGAAAAGCUAUUAACGCCCCCCAUCCCGCAUCCCUGCUCCGCCUGCGCCCGCCCGCACCAACCACACUCGCCGGCAGAGGGCGCCGUUCACCGCGAGACAAUUUCCGAGGAAACUGGACCCUUCAUCCCUCCUCCUCACCUUCACCUUUCCUCUCCAGAUCAUCUGUGCUCUUGAGGAUAACACACAUACACACAUACAUACAUACAUAUACACACAAACAUACACACAGAUACACACAGUCUCCGAUCAACUCUUCUCUCCAGGCCAGACUCCACCCCUUCCUCUUCGUCCUCCUCGCCCUCCUCGACCCUUCUUCAAUCUCCUCAUCCUCCUCAUCCUCCAAGCUUCUGAACUUUAACACGCAAACACACACACACACACACACACACACACACACACACACACACACACACACACACACACACUCACGAAGAACUUAUGCGACAAGCCUUCAGCCUGCUCAACCACCUUACUUACACUACUUACAUUAGGCUACUCACAUCCACACACACACGUGCACAAUUACACAUACAUAAACACACACACACAUGGACACUCUUACGGACAUGCACAACUCUGGGAUUUACUCAAAAAGAAAAAAAAACGACAGUGGAAACGGGGAGAAAAGACCUUAAGGAUUGUCCCAAGGGGAUGGAAACUCUUCACAGAUUGUAUUGUGUCAUUUUUCGAUGUUUCUUUUCAAUGAAGAUCCUAAAGCACUGCUGCAAAUGGAUGAAAUGCUUAUUCCCAACAAAUAUGUGGGUUGGGGAUGGAAUGGGAUAUUAUAGGAUGGGAUGGGAGGAGAUGGGAAUAGGGUGGUGGGCAUUGGGGCAAUGGGGGUCGGGAAGAGUUAAUAUUCAGAGGAAUGAUGUCGGGUCCAUGGAGAUUAUAUACUUAUGAAUGAUUUGUUCUGUUGUACAGACCAAUACACUAUGUAUAACGAAAUGUCUAGAUGUAAUACUAAUGUUUAGUUAUGUUGUAGAUCCAGAUUUAAAUCGUGUGCUGUCACAUAAUUGCCAUUUUCCUUGUAUUUUAUCCAUCCUUUAUGAAACGUUUUAUUUGACCUCAUUGUUUCAGAGUAGCGGUUGUUGCUUCGUUCCGCCCGUUUUACGGUUCAUAUCUCAUGUCUUGAUGACCAGCAGUUAUAGAGCACGGAAGAGGUGUAUAAUUCAUACGUGACUAUUUUUGUAUUUUUGUUUGUUUUGUUUUGUUUUUUUUCUCUCUUUUAUUUAUUCAUAUCUGGUCCACUUCUUCUUUAUCUGUACCUUAAUCCCUAAUUUAUUUCUAUUAUCAGAUUAUGUAUAGGAGAGGAAGACGUUAGAUGAUGAACUGAAUGUUAUUUAUUUACAGCCCCGAGCGCUGGUAUGCGCCGGGGCGACGCAGAUUUGUUCAUUUGAAGAACACAAAAAAAGAAAAGAAAAGAACAAAAAAGAGAUCUUUCUUAUGUCUUGAGUUAAGAGAAUUAUGUGGACAUAUUUGAGGAUAUUUCUUUCUUUCCUAGCUUUGAAUGAGAUAAAAAAAAACAUGUAGUAUAUGUUUAAAAACGGUAAUUUAACAGUUAUUUAAGAAUGUAGUCUAGCCUCUUCGGGGAGGGAAUGAGCCUCUUCUUGAUAUUUGUCAGUUUCAUUGUGUGUGUACAAUGGAUUGAGACAAAACAAAAAAAAAAAACAGGCUCCUCUUGAAUCAGUUCUCUUGUAAAUAGACUGAUCCCACCUUCUUCAGACGUGAAGUUGAAGUGUCGGGUGGGCGGUUCCUGCUCUUUGCUUUUAACUUGUAUUAUUGCUGUGUGCAUGCCAGACAUUGGCUUUCCUUUGCAUGGCGCUAGUGUAAUUGUUAACCCCCCACCCUCCUCUCGCUACUCCUUCCCUCCGUUACGUGAGGCGUUGGGAGGGGGAGGACCCUCUCGACUCCUCUCUUUUUUCUCUGUUAUUCUAGCCGCUGUUUUUCUGUCCUUCUCUCUCUUUUCCCGUCCUUUAGUGCACUGAGUUUUGAAAUGCUUCCUCUUGUCUGUACCAUGUACCUCUCUCUCUCUCUCUCUCUCUCUCUC